Bradysia coprophila is the source of this 501-nucleotide messenger RNA. RefSeq lists its product as uncharacterized. NCBI's taxonomy places the organism in Eukaryota, Metazoa, Arthropoda, Insecta, Diptera, Sciaridae. The record is from RefSeq and is a predicted model, not a curated record.
AAGCUGGCUGCAGAGAUGCCAAACUUUAAGUAAUUUGUUAACUGUGAAACGACAAAGUCUGAAAAGAAAACCAAAUUCCAAAGCUCUUUAAAAUGAAUACAACAAUAAUGAUGUUCGCUGCCGUGAUACUUUUGGUAUCUGUGGUGCAUGCUGCAACUCCAGCCACAGCUGCAACUCCAGCCACUGCAGCAACGCCAGCCACUGCUGCAACUGCUGCGCCAAUUGUUAAACGAUCUGCUCAAGCUCCCCCAGCCGCACCAGCAGCUCCUGCAAAUCCAGCAAAUGCCGCUGCUCCUGCAAAUCCGGCUGCUCCUGCAAAUCCGGCUACUCCAGGGUUGGGAUUGUUGGGAUUGUAAGAAAAUAUGAAUGUGCCUCCAGCAACUUCAGCUGCGCUGUGAGAGUAAAGAAUAUUGAUGCCUUGUAAACUACAUUUUUACACCUGUUCAGUUAUAUUAAUAAAUGAGAAGGUAAAAGGUUAAAAAAAAUUAUUUAAUCAAUCAA